Molecule: messenger RNA, 5852 nt
Organism: Lepus europaeus (European hare)
Lineage: Eukaryota; Metazoa; Chordata; Mammalia; Lagomorpha; Leporidae
Gene: USP49
Product: ubiquitin specific peptidase 49
Exons: 7
Coding region: 664-2718 (684 amino acids)
Biological process (GO): protein deubiquitination
Cellular component (GO): cytoplasm
Molecular function (GO): zinc ion binding; cysteine-type deubiquitinase activity
Source: RefSeq, a predicted model, not a curated record
CGAGGGUCUGAGAGAGGCAUGGGGUAGGAGGUGGGCAGUGGGCGUACCUUCUGGAAAGUGAGGGAGGGCCAAUGAGACCCUGGACUGCAACCAGGUAGGGGCAGGAGUAAGAGCCCAGUGGAAGGGCGAGAGGCUGAUGAGAGAUGGGCGUUUGUAAGACAGUUCCGGGACCAGAAAAGCCGACAGAGUAAAGGUGCAAGAAGUGAUGGCCGUCUGGGACCAGGGUAACUGGGGAAUUACGCUAAUGGAAAAGCUUCCCCGGGAUCCACGGUAAAAAACAAACAAACAAAACAGUGAGGUGGGGAGAGGGCUACACGCAGUCGACCAGAGGGGCAGGGCAGAGAUGGGCCCCCGCGUGUAGAGGACGAGGUGGGGGAGUGAGGCGGACAACCGGGUGAAGGGACACUGAUGGAUGUCGAACUCGAGUAGAGCGCGCAGGGCGGGAAUCGAACGUGCGUGUGGCAGGGAGAGGCUCCAGAAGGCGUGCGAGGGUCAGGGCCGGAAGGCUGGCGUGAGGGACCCAGUGUAGGGGAGCCCCUGUGCAGAAGAGGAGGAACCAUGGUAACAGAGAAGAGGAAACUUAAUGAAUGGCUGUGGAAUAAUAUGGAAGAAGAUGGAAAAAACUUGUUUAAUGGGUUAAGAGCGUGGCAACUUCUCUGAGACAUGGAUAGAUGCAAACAUGUAGGACGGUUACGGCUCGCCCAGGACCACUCGAUCCUGAACCCUCAGAAGUGGCGCUGCCUGGAGUGCGCCACCACCGAGUCCGUGUGGGCUUGCCUCAAGUGCUCCCACGUGGCCUGCGGCCGCUACAUCGAGGACCACGCCCGGAAACACUUCGAGGAGACUGGACACCCGCUGGCCAUGGAAGUCCGGGACCUGUACGUGUUCUGCUACCUGUGCGAGGACUACGUGCUCAACGAUAACCCGGAGGGGGACCUGAAGCUGCUGACAAGCUCCCUGCUGGCCGUGCGCGGCCAGGAGCAGGACCCGCCGGUGAGGCGCGGGCGGACGCUGCGGUCCAUGGCUGCGGGCGAGGACGUGGUCCCGCCGCAGCGCGCUCCUCAGGGACAGCCGCAGAUGCUCACGGCUCUGUGGUACCGGCGCCAGCGUCUGCUGGCCAAAACCCUGCGGCUGUGGUUCGAGAAGAGCUCCCGGGGCCGGGCGAAGCUGGAGCAGCGGCGGCGGGAGGAGGCGCUGGAGCGCAAGAAGGAGGCGGCGCGGCAGCGGCGGCGCGAGGUGAAGCGGCGGCUGCUGGAGGAGCUGGCCAGCGCCCCUCCGCGCAAGAGCGCGCGCCUGCUGCUGCACGCGCCCCGCGCCGCCGCCGGCCCCGCCGGCCUGCCUACCUCACGCCGAGCGCCCGCCGCCGCGCUCAAGCCGCGCCGCCAGCCGGCGGUGGCCCCGGGCGUCACGGGCCUGCGCAACCUGGGCAACACCUGCUACAUGAACUCCAUCCUCCAGGUGCUCAGCCACCUGCAGAAGUUCCGAGAAUGUUUCCUGAACCUCGACCCUUCCACAACCGAGCACCUGUUUCCCCAAGCCACCAACGGGAGGGCUCAGCUCUCGGGCAAGCCCGUCAGCAGCUCGGCCACCGAGCUGUCGGCGCGCAGCCACAGGGCCGAGGCGUGCGAGCGGGAGGGCCUCUGCUGGAACGGGGGAGCCUCCAUCAGCCGGAGCCUGGAGCUCAUCCAGAACAAGGAGCCCAGCUCGAAGCAUAUCUCCCUCUGCCACGAGCUGCACACCCUCUUCCGAGUCAUGUGGUCGGGGAAGUGGGCCCUGGUGUCGCCCUUCGCCAUGCUUCACUCGGUGUGGAGCCUGAUCCCCGCCUUCCGCGGCUACGACCAGCAGGAUGCGCAGGAAUUUCUCUGCGAGCUGCUGCACAAAGUGCAGCAGGAGCUGGAGUCGGAGGGCGCCGCACGCCGCAUCCUCAUCCCCUUCUCCCAGAGGAAGCUCACCAAACAGGUCUUAAAGGUGGUGAACACUAUAUUUCACGGGCAGCUGCUCAGUCAGGUCACUUGUGUGUCAUGCAAUUACAAGUCCAAUACCAUUGAGCCCUUUUGGGAUCUGUCCCUGGAAUUUCCAGAACGCUAUCACUGCAUAGAAAAGGGAUUUGUCCCUUUGAAUCAGACGGAGUGCCUGCUCACUGAGAUGCUGGCCAAGUUUACAGAGACAGAGGCCCUGGAAGGGAGAAUCUACGCUUGUGACCAGUGUAACAGCAAACGACGAAAAUCCAAUCCAAAACCCCUGGUUCUGAGUGAAGCUAGAAAGCAGUUAAUGAUCUACAGACUACCUCAGGUCCUCCGGCUGCACCUUAAAAGAUUCAGGUGGUCUGGCCGUAACCAUCGAGAGAAGAUUGGGGUCCAUGUCGUCUUUGACCAGGUAUUAACCAUGGAACCUUACUGCUGCAGGGACAUGCUCUCCUCUCUUGACAAAGAGACCUUUGCCUAUGAUCUCUCCGCAGUGGUCAUGCAUCACGGGAAAGGGUUUGGCUCAGGACACUACACAGCCUAUUGCUACAACACAGAGGGAGGUUUUUGGGUCCACUGCAAUGACUCAAAGCUGAAUGUAUGCAGUGUCGAGGAAGUGUGCAAAACCCAGGCCUACAUCCUUUUUUACACUCAAAGAACAGUGCAGGGCAAUGCAAGAAUCUCAGAAACCCAACUCCAAGCUCAGGUGCAGUCCCGCAGCAACGGUGAAGGCAGACCCCAGACAUUCCCCUGAACGGGAGGCGUGCAUCAAAGACUGGAUUGCUUUCGAACUAAAGGUGUCUACGUCUCCUCUCAUGGGAGAUAAGGCUUACUGCAGGAACAGACGACUUUUCUAGGUUUGCCUCACUGGGUCUAGAGUAGAAGGUGCCAGGUGAUUCAUGUCCUCUCAUGAGAUUCGGAAUUACUUUCCUUUGAAUGGAUUUGGGAAUUCCCUCCUACCAUAAAACACAUCAAAAGGAAUAACUUCUAUGAAGAUCCUUUCAUCUGUUGCUUCUGAAUUUAGAGGGAUCUGGGUGGAGAAAAGAGGGAGCAAAUUGGUCACGUCCAGCCAGGACAGUGGGAUCCAGUAUGUGAUUCCCCUGCCUACUGGGACUUUCUUGGAGCCCCAGAAGAACCCUCCCGAUGUGAGGAGCCCUGGACAGAGCACGUGAGGAGGGCCCUGCACUGCUAGCCGGCUGGAUGGGAUUGGUUCCAAGGUGGGAAGUGAAGUCUAAGGAUUUAUUCCCACGAUGGAAGUAACCCUCAAGGGUUGAAGACUUGCAGACUUCUUGUAUAGGGGCUAGCAGUUGAAGAAUGAGCAAAUUUCCCUGUGCAAAGUGGGAGGUUUUCACAUGCCACCCUUUCUGGCUGGUGCUGUCAUUUAAUCAUUCCAUUCUUCUGAGACUGGCAUGAAUAUCCCUUCAUUCUAAAGCAGGGGCAGUUCAUAUAAGGAAGCAAUAGACUAGUAUGUGUUUUUGGUUGUAUGCUAGGCCAAAGGGCACUCGCUCCUGACUAUCCCAGUUCUAUAGCAGAUGCCUGGUUCAGGUCUAGGGCAAGCAAAUGUAUGGUUUAAGCUGGGCCUUCAGCUGCAUGUUUAAGGUUUUCUCAGCACUCAGUUCUGAGGGUGGGCAGGAGCUUACUUCAAUGCCUGGCACCUCUGUUUACCUUGGUGCAGCAUCCAGCUUCUUUCUUGCCGCUAGAGAGCUGGAAUGGUCAUGUUCACAAGUGCCGAGAGAUGUUAUUCUGCUAGGGCCUGGGAACUACAGAGGAACCCACCCCCUCCUGCCUGACAGUUUAUUACUGAUGGCCCUGGCCUGUUUCCUCCCAAAUCUCAACUCCACCAAUACUCAGUCCAUCGGAGAAAAAAACAAGAGUGCCCUGUCCUUUACUCCAGCGCUAGUGAAAUGAAACUUUAGAUUGAGUUAGUUUCUAAGUGGAAUGAAAUAGUCUGGACAAAAACCCUCCUCCCCAUCCACACCACUGACUUCUCAGCGCUUCCCUGAGGCUCGUGGUGCAGGUGCACGCAAACCCGAACUCUGCUUACUGCAGUGAGCCUCAGCCUACCACUAUGAAUGCUCAUCUUUUGACUGAGUGUACCAUGUUAAUGUUUGAAUUCAGGUAGAAGAAGGGAAUAGAUGUGGAAGGGAGUUAGGGGCAGGGUGGGAAGUGGGGAAAGCGAGGCGAAAGAGUGAGGGAUAUAGCUUUAGCCAUGUUGACGGGCCACAUUUCCCAGAUGGGUAGCAGUUGCCGUUGACCUCUUUUGAGAUGAACUCUCCCAUAGGACCUUCCAGACAGCACUGAGACAUGGAGGAAAUUCAGACAGAAAAUAGUUCACCCUGAUAGGGAAGGAGUGACUAUAUUUUAAAUUAAACUUGCUUUUGCCAACACUGUGAGGUUUCUGUAAUAUUUAGCUUUUAUUUGGAAGCGAUAGCGUAUGGCAUGUUUUAUGCUGUUUGGUUUAUAUUAUCUGCUGCAGGCUUCUUUAUAUAAGCGCUGCCUGGGCUCAGCCUCUCCUGGACACUGUUUUAAAGUGUCACAGCUGCCCACGCUGCCAGAGGCUUGGAUGUGACCCCGUUCUCUUAAAACCCACGUUUGUAAGUCAGCAUGACUGGGAGAAGACUUCUUGCGGCAGUGGAAAAGCGCGUUAACUCCGAACACUACGGAGAGUGAAAGGGAAAGGAAACUACAAGUUGUGCCUCAUCUUCCCGUGAAUCCCAUUAUUUAUUCCUCUAGAAAAAGAGAACUUACAACAUGGAGAAAAGCUAGAGCAUCUCCUUCACCUCGUAAGCUGUCCACGGGGAAAUACUUACUAAAACACAAGCAUGUAAUGGAAAACUAAAAGAUCUUCAAACUUAAUUUUUACAAGUAGUUUUAUACCAAAUAUUCUAAGGAUUCUUAAGCAGAUUAAGCACAUUGUAAAAUGAGUGCUUAACUUAGCUGGGCACCCAUGUAUCAAAUUAGUAAAAUGAGUUGGAAUAGAAGCCAACAUCAGCGUUCUCCAGCGGAGCCCGACUCGACUCGCGAAGGUGCUCGCCACGGUCCCAGACACCUCAGGUACCCAGCGGCAGCAGCACUAGACACUGUUACAAAGUUAGUAUUUAAGGAGAUGUUUAUUCAAAGAGUUCCCUGCUGCAUAAGCCGAUGGCUGUUGGGAGGGAAAUGUCCCUUUGCCUUUAAUUUAUUUACAUAUUGAAGUAGAUGAAUGUCUCAGUUGCAUCUUAGGUUAAAUUGAAACAGUCUAAAAAGAACAUAAGAACCAGUUAGGAGUUGACCAUAUUCUACCCAGUCGUCCCCAGGAUCUCCUAGUGGACCUUAACGGGCCUGCUUCUCUCCCAGGGCACUGAGCUAGGAGUCUCCUUCAGGAGCCCUUGCAGAUGGCUGGCAUGUUUACUGCUGCUGUCGCCAGCCGAGUGAAAGCACCCUGGCCCUCAGAAGGGAUUUUUACCUCAACCCAGCCUGACCCUCACCCUUGGUUGCCUCUAGGAGGGCAUCCACACUAGUGUCAAACAAUAGGAAUGACCUCAGCAGCCAGGAACCGAAGCUCUUAGUAAAUGGUGGACAGAACUCUUGCCCGCUUUGAUACGUCCCCUCUUAGGCUGAGGGGCGGGGGCAGUGCCACACUGGAAGGAAUUCCCAGAUGUCUCUUACAAUGUCAUUAAUAGGAUUGGAAACUGUAGAAAAUGUUAAUGUGUCCUAUGGACUCAAUAGCAGAGUUUAUUUUUUUUUUAAUGGCAAGGCUUCGGAGCCAAUGAUUGUAUGAGUUCCCGACUCUGGCUAUGCUUACAGCUCCACCCAAGUACCAAGAAAGAACCAAUGAGGUGGGUUGGCUGGCAGUGGGGCAUGCCCCAGUGUAAGGCCGAGAGGUCAACAGUAGUGCAGAAGAAAACU